Messenger RNA from Acanthosepion pharaonis, 663 nucleotides. NCBI's taxonomy places the organism in Eukaryota, Metazoa, Mollusca, Cephalopoda, Sepiida, Sepiidae. The record is from the annotation of a GenBank genome assembly.
AUGUCAAGGCUGUUUGAAUUCGCUUUUGUUUUCUUCCAAAGCGCUUUGACAGUGAAAGAAACCGUUUCAAUAAGCCUAGGGAUUUGCUGGCGCAUGCCUUCACCUAUAACCAGAUGUUCGAUUCGCCGCAGAAGGCAUAUCCGUUACUUCUGCUUCCGAAUGCAAAUGAAUCGAGGAUCAGUUUGCAAGAAGCCGCAUAGUACUCGUCUGUUCAUUAUCUAUCUAUCUAUCUAUCUAUCUAUCUAUCUAUCUAUCUAUCCAUCUAUCUUAGUCUGUUCAUAUCUAUCUAUCUAUCUAUCUAUCUAUCUAUCUAUCUAUCUAUCUAUCUAUAUAUAUAUAUAUAUCAGUCUAUCUAUCUCUAUCUAUCUAUUUCAGUCUGUUCAUUAUCUAUCUAUCUAUCUAUCUAUCUAUCUAUCUAUCUAUCUAUCUAUCUAUCUAUCUCAGUCUAUUCAUUAUCUACCCAUCUAUCUUAGUCUGUUCUAUCUAUCUAUCUAUCUAUCUAUCUAUCUAUCUAUCUAUCUAUCUAUCUAUCUCAGUCUAUUCAUUAUCUACCCAUCUAUCUUAGUCUGUUCAUAUCUAUCUAUCUAUCUAUCUGGCUUACGCAGAAAGAUUUUCGAGUGCUUCCGCUCGAUAAGUACCAGUUAUCCGGAUAUUUCUGCGUAA